This is a messenger RNA of Talaromyces stipitatus ATCC 10500, 1054 nucleotides long. RefSeq names its product CBF/NF-Y family transcription factor, putative. Gene Ontology annotation, cellular component: CHRAC; epsilon DNA polymerase complex. Lineage: Eukaryota; Fungi; Ascomycota; Eurotiomycetes; Eurotiales; Trichocomaceae. Gene Ontology annotation, molecular function: protein heterodimerization activity; chromatin DNA binding. The transcript is spliced from 3 exons. Gene Ontology annotation, biological process: heterochromatin formation; leading strand elongation; DNA damage response. The record is from RefSeq and is a predicted model, not a curated record. The coding region runs from base 200 to 1054 and encodes 284 amino acids.
GCGCCCAAUUCGCGUCAAACUUACUUGUCUAUCCCACUUUGCUUCUUAUUUCCCGAAUUACUUGCCUGAGGUAUUUAUAAAGAAUUCUAAUUUCGGUAUAUUAGAAAUCGUCCUCCGAUCAGAGUGUUGAGUUCGGAUUCUGUCUCUGUUACCAUCUCGUACGAAAUCUUGAGCGCGACGAGACGCGCGACUGGCAAUAAUGCCACCACGAAAAUCGACAUCCUCUAUCCCACCCACCGAUAAUGAAGAUGCCGGCAGUCCUACGAGCGCAGCAGCAGCAGGCACACAAAUGACAGAGCAGCAGAUCAAAGCUCAAUCGGAUGGUGUCAGCGUGGAGGACCUUCUUCUUCCACGUGCAGUAACGCAACGACUCGCAAAAAGCGUACUACCACCUGACACGGCGAUCCAAAAGGAUGCGUUGUUGGCUAUUCAAAAGGCAGCUACAGUGUUUGUGUCGUAUUUAUCUUCUCACGCAAAUGAAGCCACCCUCAAACGCACUCUUGCUCCAUCAGACGUGUUAAACGCACUAUCAGAACUGGAAUUCGACUCGUUUAAACACCAGCUUGAACGAGAAUUAGAUGCGCAUAAUGAAGCACUCGCGGACAAAAAGAAAGCUCUGAAGGAUAGGAAAGCUGCUACCACGCAGACUGAAUCGAAAGAUGGAGACGACGUAUCAGUCGUACCUCCUGCAGUUGGAGAUGUCCAGAAAGAGAAGAAAGACGCCACGACGACGACGCCGCCGUCGUCCACACUCAAGGGAAAUAAACGUAUAAAGAGGGAUAGUGCCGGAAACGAAAAAGUCGAGAACUCGCCAAAUGAUGACACAGACGUUGACGAAGAUGAGAUUGAAGAAGAUGACGUCGAAGAAGAGGAGGCCGAGGACGAGGAAGUUGAAGAGGAGGAAGAGGAAGACGAUGAAACGCAAGAAGCAGAGGAUCUUGAUCGUGUUGAGGAUUUGGAUGGGAAGAUGCAAGCAGACUAUGAUGAUAGUGGUAGUGAUGACGAGGAUAGUGGGCCGGCAGCACAGCUACGCUCGACUAUGGGAUUUGGUUGA